AUGGAGUCAAACUACGCGACCGAAUGCGGCACCGAGUGCGGCCGGCCCCCGCUGUCCCCGCUGCCCAGCACUCUGCGGUGCUGCCCCAGAGACGACACCGUCUGCACGUACUGCGGCGUCUCCUACUUGGUGCUCCACGAGAUCGCAGAUCUCGAGGCCAAAAUUCUGUUGCUUGAGAAAAAUCAGGACGGGGAUGGUGAGGUGGAGUGGGCGCGUGGCGCGCUGCAGGCAGCCUGCCAAGCCCUGGUGCAACGGGAGCUCAGCAGCGCCCGGGCCAGCGCCGAGUCCCGCAUCCAGGCCCUGGCCGAGGUGUACGACCAGGAGCGCGAGGAGAGCCGCGAGCAGCAGCGCCAGGUACUGGAGCGCUCGCGCGCGCUCUGGGAGGCCACGCACGGCUUGGCGGAGCGGCUCUUCACCUCGGUGGAGGCCGGCGACGGCGGCGGGGGUAGCGGGGGCGGCAUGAGCGCGCUCGAGUACCUGGACGGCGCGUCGCGCUGCAUGGCCGCGCUGGACAGCACGCUGCGCUCCUCGUCUGUCACGGCUGAGGAGCUGCAGUCCGCACUGAGGCGCGCGCGCCAGGCCGAGACGGACCUGGUGCAGGCGCGUGUGCAGACCGCGCUCCGCCGCCUGGAGAGCAACGCCCAGCGCAGCUCGGAGGAGCGGCAGGCCCUGGCCGACGCGCUGCAGAAGGCGCGGUGA
Frankliniella occidentalis (western flower thrips) is the source of this 699-nucleotide messenger RNA. RefSeq lists its product as uncharacterized. The transcript is spliced from 5 exons. The record is from RefSeq and is a predicted model, not a curated record. Bases 1 to 699 code for a protein of 232 amino acids. Lineage: Eukaryota; Metazoa; Arthropoda; Insecta; Thysanoptera; Thripidae.